Molecule: messenger RNA, 829 nt
Organism: Planococcus citri (citrus mealybug)
Lineage: Eukaryota; Metazoa; Arthropoda; Insecta; Hemiptera; Pseudococcidae
Product: probable E3 ubiquitin-protein ligase MARCHF10
Exons: 2
Coding region: 168-686 (172 amino acids)
Molecular function (GO): zinc ion binding
Source: RefSeq, a predicted model, not a curated record
UUUCCAGCAUUGUUCAACCAUUCGCAAUGAUAAGCAUUUCCAUAAAUCCGGAGAAGAUCUCGCGUAUCAUAAAGGGGGGAAAAAAUUUAUAUUUUUGUGUAAAAAAUUUCGUCUUUGCACGUAUCGUAAAUUACGUAUAGGUAGUGGAAGCAAGACAACAUAAAAAUAUGGCCGGUACCGGUAGCAGUUGUACGUGUCGCAUAUGCCUAUCUUCGCAGGACACCGAACAUCUAAUUAGACCGUGUAAUUGCAGAGGAACAAUGGAAUUCGUGCACGCAUUCUGCCUGCAAAAUUGGAUAGCGGUGAGUUCGCGACUAAGUUGCGAAGUAUGCCAAUGUGGAUAUCGCGGCCGUAAAAUGAGCAAAUACGGCGUACUCUCCUCCAUAUAUCCGUAUUUACAAGCGCGAUGGUACCAGCCAAAAAUCAAUCUUUCUUUGCUCUUCGUAUUCCAUCUAAUCGAGCAGAUAUUCUUAGAAACGAGGGAUUAUUACACCAAGAAGGGCAAAUACCGCAGCAGACGCGAUACGUUAAAGUGUCGUUUAUUCGCUUCGAUCGUAUUUCGCUGGCUGACCAUGAUGCUGAAUCCGCGUCAUUCGUUACUGGUGACGAUGGUGUUGCGAGACUGGUCGACGUGGAUGCAAACCCAAGUCAUAUUUGUAUUGGAUCGAAAAACUCCUCCGAAGUGAAUAGACGAGCUGCGUGCGCGCUUUUAUGUGCAUAUAUUUUUUUGCUAGAACGCGACGAUAAAUUCACGUGCUCGUAAAAUUGUAUGACCGGAUUGCGAAUAAAAUAAAAAAAAUUCAAACCGUAACGCGGGCGAAUGUAAAAA